Molecule: messenger RNA, 2693 nt
Organism: Acanthochromis polyacanthus (spiny chromis)
Lineage: Eukaryota; Metazoa; Chordata; Actinopteri; Pomacentridae
Gene: chrna7a
Product: cholinergic receptor, nicotinic, alpha 7a (neuronal)
Exons: 10
Coding region: 87-1616 (509 amino acids)
Biological process (GO): regulation of membrane potential; signal transduction; chemical synaptic transmission
Cellular component (GO): synapse; postsynaptic membrane; neuron projection
Molecular function (GO): transmembrane signaling receptor activity; acetylcholine-gated monoatomic cation-selective channel activity
Source: RefSeq, a predicted model, not a curated record
CGGACCUCCACCCUCCCUCAGGAUCAGGUUCAGCCCUAAUCUGAGGGAUCUCUCCGCUUCCCUUCACUCCUGCUCAGGUCUCCAACAUGGACCUGCUGAAUUUUCUGCUUUUUGUCGCAGCCGCCGCCUGCACAGUGCAAGUUUCUCAUCAAGGUCCAAACCAGCGCAGGCUUUACAAAGACCUGAUGAAAAACUACAACCCGCUGGAGAGACCCGUCGCCAACGACUCCCAGACUCUCACUGUUGACUUCGGCCUCAGCCUGCGGCAGAUCAUGGAUGUGGAUGAAAAGAACCAGGUUUUAACAACCAACAUCUGGCUCCAGCUGUACUGGUACGACCACUACCUCCGCUGGGAUCCAGCCGACUAUCCAGGAGUGGCCAACGUCAGAUUUCCCGACCACCUCAUCUGGAAGCCCGACAUUCUGCUGUACAACAGCGCAGAUGAACGGUUUGAUGCUACGUUCCACACCAACAUUGUGAUCAACUCCUCGGGAAACUGCUCCUACUUACCUCCAGGGAUCUUCAAGAGCACCUGCAGCAUCGAUGUGCGCUGGUUCCCCUUCGACGUCCAGAAGUGUGAGCUGAAGUUUGGUUCCUGGACGUACGGAGGCUACGCUCUGGACCUGAAGAUGCUGGAGCCGGACAUCACCGGCUACAUCCCCAACGGAGAGUGGGAUCUCGUUGAGGUUCCAGGGACGAAAAACCAGCGCGUCUACGAAUGCUGCGAGGAGCCGUAUCCGGACGUCACCUUCACCGUGGUCAUGCGCAGACGGACUCUUUACUACGGCCUCAACCUGCUCAUCCCCUGCGUCCUCAUCUCCACUCUGGCUCUGCUCGUCUUCCUGUUGCCCGCCGACUCCGGGGAGAAGAUCUCUCUAGGCAUCACAGUGCUGCUCUCCCUGACUGUCUUCAUGCUGCUGGUUGCAGAGAUUAUGCCCGCCACGUCGGACUCAGUGCCGUUAAUAGCUCAGUACUUUGCCACCACUAUGGUGAUUGUUGGUCUCUCCGUCAUUGCCACAGUUCUCGUCUUGCAAUACCACCACCAUGACCCCGAUGGAGGCAAGAUGCCCAAGUGGACCCGUGUGGUCCUGUUGAACUGGUGCGCCUGGUUCCUGCGUAUGAAGCGUCCCGGGGAGGAUCGAGUUCGCUCGGCCUGCCACAACAAGGGUCCCCGGAGCAGCCUGACCAGCAUGGAGCUCAACGCUAGCGCCUCCCAGUCCACCAACGGCAACAUGCUGUACGUGGGCGGCCGCGGCGUGGACGGCCUCCACUACUCCACCGCCGCCACGUCACCCGACUCCGGCGUCCUCUGUGGACGGGUGGUGGGACGAGCCGGCGAGGAGGAGCUGCUGCUGCCUUCAGGUCAGAGCUCCUCGACGGGAGGCGUGGUGGAGGUGGAGCUGGCCAAGAUCCUGGACGAGCUACGCUACAUCGCCAAACGCUUCCACAACCAAGAUGAGGACGAGAUCGUGUGCAACGAGUGGAAGUUUGCCGCGUCCGUUAUCGACAGGCUUUGCCUCAUGGCCUUCUCCAUCUUCACAAUCCUCUGCACCAUCGGCAUCCUCAUGUCAGCGCCCAACUUUGUGGAGGCCAUUUCUAAAGACUUUUUCAACUGAAGGCAUUAUUGGCAAACAAAAGGCUCGACCAAUCACUCUUCUCAUGCGGCGCUUUUCCACUAGCACCUACUUGGCUCGACUCUACUCGACUCUGUUUAGGCCGUUAACCGUUACAACUGAGUACCACCUCAUUGCCACCAAAGACAUAAAAGUCUCGACCUCUUGAUUCGCCCUCGGUACAGGUCUGGUGUGUCGUCACACCCUGUCCAAUCAGUGGUCUGCACUCUGUAGACAUCACAUUAUCGGCUCCAAUCAGCUCGCUUGGAACCCCGGCCCAGUAGGAACUAAAACAGUAUCUGGUACUACGUCCUAAAGGAAAACCUCACAAACCCAGUAGGCUCUGGUGGAAAAGCGCCAAUAGAGUCACCAUUUGGAAACUCAUCUGGCAGCAUUUUCAGUUCAAUCUGCGAAUCUGAGACUUGCAUAUGAACAAAUAUUUAGCCAACAAAGUCAAAUUCAGGCCUUGUGACUUAGUUAAAAUACAUUAUGUGCUGUUGGUGAAUUUUUAAUUAGCUGUGUUUUCUCUCAAACAGCCCAGCGUACUGAAAGAACAUCAUCUAAUUCUGAUCUUCUUGUGCUGUUUGACUCUAAAACUCCAUCCUACAGAGCUUUGUUUAAGUGGUGUACUUUGCUAACCUACAACCAGUGCAGCUGUGGUUUGUUCUGUGCUGUGAUCUGUGUAUUCUUUAAAUUUGUCUAUUCUCACACAAGUAUGACUAAAAUCUAUUCUAUAUACAAACAGCUCCAGUAUCUUGUAUUGAAAUGUGUUUGUUGUAUCACAUAAAUGCUAUUAUAUCUAAAACCAUGUUGUAUCGUUGUUAAUCACCUUUGUGUACGUGCAGAUUAUUGUUUAUUACUGUUUUAUUUGAAGAACCUAGCACCUCAUUCUAACAAUGUUUGCACAUGUUCCUACUGACUCACUUUUAUUAAAACAUUUUGUGAUGGUUAAGAAUUACUGCGAGGUCAGAUCGGUCUGUUUUCUUUUUAUAUCAGCUUCAGUUUUGUUUGUUUCUCUUCUUGGUCACUGUGAGAUAACACAAAUAAAUGUAUUCUUUCUAAUGCAGAAAGCAGACUGAA